AUGUCGUCUCCCCAGCACUACUACGGCUCCCUCGCCAGCGGUCGUGCCAUCUCGCCUCCGCCCGGAUCACGACCAUCUCUGGAUGCCGAUCGCGCCGAUACCUCUGGAGAUCACCAGCUCCAGCAAGACCUUGACGCAGCUCGACAGAUGAGCAAGGCCCGUGGUGGUGCACAAGACCCCAGUCCAGCUCGAGGCAACAUCUCUGACGACCAAGCCGAGCCUUACUUCCACGAAGGUCUCAAUCGUAGCCCUGCUCCAGUCCCUGUCCGAGCUCCCGCUCCCCCCUCAUCCUCCGCUGCCGCCGCUCGCUUCUACCAGCACAACCGCAAUGCAUCCAACACCAGUCUCGACAGCCAGCAUCAUUUCAUCGACCAUCGUCACCAGGCUCACUCCCUCAGCAAUGUACACUCUCCCUCUGCUCUUCGUGGACGCUCGGCUCUCUCGCGCACUCCCAUGCGUAGCCCCAACACCUACUUCCCUUCCCGCACCAACGAGCAUGCUCUCAUCCAUGUUGAUGAUCAUGACGAUGCGAUCGAUGGCGAGGCUUCUCACCUCUCUCGCCGUACUCAACACAUCCGUCGCAGCAGCCAUCAAUCUGGACCUUCUUCCGAUGGCCCUGACCUUCUUGAUGAUGAUCCGGACGCACAGCCUCGUUUCCGACGCAACUCGACUGUCGAGGAUGACGUCUGCUUCCCCCUCCACGAUACCCAUGCUUCGGAUGGUCCUCUUCACGAGACUCUUCCCGCGAUCCUGCACGACAAAGUAAGAGCCGCCUAUGGUUCUCGCACCGACAACGGCUACGUCCCACUAGGCUACCCUUUCACCUUCGACCUUGCUGCGCUUGAAGAGUUUGCCUCCGACGAGCGAGAUCGUAUCGGUAUGGCUUCCUCUUACAAUGCUGCCCGCUCUCCCGGACAAGGCUUGCGACAACGAGGCGGUGCAGCACAGAAGGGUUCUCGUGGAGGCCCAGCCUACGGUGUCUCUCCCGACAGUGACGAUGCCACCUUCUACAGCCGACGCCCGCGCAAGCUCAGCACCUCGGCAGGUGCGUUUGGCAGCAGCAAGUACCAACGCAAGCUUGCACUCUUCGAGGGCGGAGGAUCUGCUCCACCUCCCGUCGCUGCUGGCGCCGCAACUUCCAACAGUACCUUGGGCACUAGCAGUGCGCUAGCACCGGGUACACCCGGAGACAGGAAAGGCUCCAUGGAUGUCAACACCCCCUUGCUCGACAAUGACACGCUCCCCUCCUACCACAACGCUGGCAGCAGCGGUGCUUCUCGCAUGCAUCACUCUCAAUCGCAGAGUGCCAUCACUCCUGGCGCAGGUGGCCACAGCAGAGCAAGGUCUGGCACGGGAGCUUACAGCACCCGUGGAGAGAAGCCUUAUCGAUUCACCUUCUACUCAAACGCCUUGCCCUCCACCAUCCACGCUCGCCAUCUUUCUGAACUGCCAGCGGACGGUCAGACCUUCGAAGAACUCUUUGCCGGUCGCGAGAAGAAGAACAGCGACCAUUCACCUCCUACUGAAGGCAGUCAGAGCCGUAACGCCAGUCGAGCACCCACCAUCAAUGCAGCAACCGCACGCAUGUCCUCCCUCGGUCAGACUUUCGGUCGUAUGGAAGGCACAACCGCUCCACCCACCGGCUCCAACACGCCCGUACACAAUGGCGAGGAAGCAGCACGAGCAAUGAGUGGGCUCUCCGCCAGUCGCACCAAAGCCCUUCCCGGAGGAGGGAUCCGCAUGGACCCCGACCCGGAAGCCAACACCUGGUGGCUCGAUGUUCUCUCCCCUACCGAUCAAGAGAUGAAACUGCUCAGUCGAGUCUUUGGCAUCCACCCUCUUACCACCGAGGAUAUCCUCAUGGAGGAAACACGUGAAAAAAUCGAGCUAUUUCGCAACUACUACCUCGUCUGUUUCCGUUCUUUCGAUCAAGACCCCUAUAGUCCCACUUACUUGGAGCCUUUGAACAUGUACAUCAUCGUGUUCCGUGAAGGUACACUCUCUUUCCACUUCCGCGGUACACCUCAUCCGCAAAACGUACGUCGACGUAUCAAGCAGCUUAAAGACUACAUCAACGUCACUUCGGAUUGGAUCUCGUACGCGCUUAUCGACGAUAUCACCGACGCUUUCGGCCCCUUGAUUCAGAGUAUCGAGUACGAAGUAGACUCGAUUGAUGAACUCGUACUCAUUUUGAAGGAGGCGGAACAGUCGGAUAUGUUACGACGUAUCGGUACCUGCCGAAAGAAGGUUAUGGGUUUGUUGCGGUUGAUGGGCAAUAAGGCCGAUGUCGUCAAGGGUCUCGCCAAGCGUUGCAACGAGAAUUGGAGCGUUGCUCCCAAGUCAGAUAUCGGUCUCUAUCUGAGUGAUAUUCAGGAUCACUUGAUUACCAUGACGCAAAACUUGAAUCACUACGAAAAGAUUCUUUCCAGAUCACACUCGAACUACCUCGCGCAGAUCUCGAUCGAAAUGACCGAUGCGAACAACCAGAUCAACGACGUGCUUAGCAAGUUGACAGCGUUGGGUACAGUGAUUGUUCCGAUGAACGUCAUUACUGGUUUGUGGGGUAUGAAUGUCAAUGUGCCGGGAGAGGGAGUGGAGAAUCUCAGAUGGUUUGCCGGCAUUUGUUCGGUGAUGGUGGUGAUUGCAGUGUCCGGUUACAUUGCUGCUACGAGAUAUUUGGAGCGAUCGCACUAG
Molecule: messenger RNA, 2694 nt
Organism: Ustilago hordei
Lineage: Eukaryota; Fungi; Basidiomycota; Ustilaginomycetes; Ustilaginales; Ustilaginaceae
Exons: 1
Coding region: 1-2694 (897 amino acids)
Biological process (GO): magnesium ion transmembrane transport; intracellular magnesium ion homeostasis
Cellular component (GO): plasma membrane
Molecular function (GO): magnesium ion transmembrane transporter activity
Source: RefSeq, a predicted model, not a curated record